This is a messenger RNA of Trifolium pratense (red clover), 951 nucleotides long. RefSeq lists its product as uncharacterized. NCBI's taxonomy places the organism in Eukaryota, Viridiplantae, Streptophyta, Magnoliopsida, Fabales, Fabaceae. Bases 257 to 829 code for a protein of 190 amino acids. The transcript is spliced from 2 exons. The record is from RefSeq and is a predicted model, not a curated record.
GUGCUAAAAAAAAAAAGAAAAUUACAAGAAUAUUGUAGUCAUGAGAUACUAGAAGUCUAGAACCAUAGAUAACGAUAAAGGUAAGAGCAAUAUGAUGAUUGGUGAGAAAUGAACCAGCAAGAUCGCGUGUGAGAUCAUGAAAUGUUUAUUCAGUACAAUAGUACUACUUUAAUCACUUCAUUGUCCGACGUGGCAGUUGAGAUUGAGAAUCAAGCAGCACAUCAUCAUCAUCAUCAUCAUCAACCAAUCAUCAUCCAUGGCGGUGCUAGCUCCAACCUCAGCUCUCAUCAACCACCGCACACUCCGUCACCAACGCCCAUUCCCCACUCCCUCCAACAACAACAAACUUCCUUUCACCGUCUUCGCCAUGGCUCCAAAACAGAAGGUGAACAAGUACAACGAUAACUGGAAGAAACAAUGGUACGGAGCAGGAAUAUUCUACGAAGGAAGCGAAGAAGUUGAAGUAGACGUAUUCAAGAAACUCGAGAAGAGGAAAGUAUUAAGCAACGUAGAAAAAGCUGGAUUGUUAUCAAAAGCUGAAGAAUUAGGCGUUACGCUAUCUUCAAUUGAGAAAUUAGGUUUAUUUUCUAAAGCUGAAGAACUUGGCUUACUCAGCUUAUUAGAGAAUCUCGCUACAAUUUCUCCUUCUGUUUUGGCUUCUUUGUCUCUUCCGACGCUUGUGGCGGCUAUUGCAACGGUUGUUCUUAUUCCUGAUGAUUCUACUGCUCUUGUUGUUGUUCAGGCCGUCGUCGCCGCGGCUCUUGGUGUUGGGGCGGUUGGGUUGUUUGCUGGGUCUGUUGUGCUCGGCGGGUUGCAAGAGGCUGAUUGAUUGAUUGAUUGGGUCAGUAAGUACAUGAGUUUUUAACCGCGGUUGUUUUUGUUGUAAUUAUAUAUAUUGUGUUAAUAAUUUACUUCAUUAGCAAUCAAAAAAUUAUAAUAGUUUGUAAUUUA